Messenger RNA from Salvelinus fontinalis (brook trout), 2934 nucleotides. RefSeq lists its product as uncharacterized. NCBI's taxonomy places the organism in Eukaryota, Metazoa, Chordata, Actinopteri, Salmoniformes, Salmonidae. The record is from RefSeq and is a predicted model, not a curated record. Bases 604 to 1440 code for a protein of 278 amino acids. The transcript is spliced from 5 exons.
AAAAGCCGGAUCCAUAACGGAGAGAAGUAGUAUGUCUGUUCUUGUAAACUAGCGUGCCGUGUAGCCUACAUUUGGCUGUGUGUGUAUGUGUGUGAGAGUGAGUGCUGUGUGCGUGUCUAAAUGUGAGCAAGUUCAGUAAAAGUAACCUACAUAGUUUGCGCGCUGUUCCUACAAUUAUUUUUUUGCAAAGCAGAGGAGGAGAAAGUCGAAACUACUAUAAUGUAUUAAUUUGGGACAUGGGAAACCAGCUACCAGGACUGGCUACGUCGCUACCAAGCUAAAUGAACGCACAAAACGUCGGUUUUAGUUCAAAUUCGUUCUAAUCCAGCCUGUCACAAAUAACGGAUUUGGUCGCUAUCAUGUCAAGAUUUUGACCUGCACAGUAAAUCUUCAACCUGAUAUCGGGGCUGAUUCUUCUCUUCAACAGAAGUUGAGAGUGCCACCUUUGUGUGUGGUGUGUGCGUUCAUGUGUAAAUGUGUGCGACUGAUGUGCGAACUGCUGUACAUUCGCAAUGAAUGCACUGUAGAUGUCGCAUGGCUUCACGCCAGUGUACAUUCAGCAACAAGUUUAGUUUGGUGAAGCCAUAUUCGUAAAAUUUCAGGAUGUUGAAGACUCUAACCAAGAAGCUAAGAAGACACUCACUCAACGAGAUACAUCCCUUUCAGUUCAAGAUUUCCUACCAUUGCAGUGGGGAGGGAGCGGAGAGCGACGAUUCCGAGGGGGAGAACCAGGAGCUUGCACAGAUUGACAGAGAGAGGUGGCGGAACUGCGGCCUCACCCCUCUGGCCACCAGCCAACAGCACAACCAGGGUCCCCUCUCCCCGGCAUGCCUUUGUUGCCUACGCCUCCUUCUAGACCCAACUCUGGACCACCACUCGUCCGAAGAAGAGCUGGAGCGAAUCAGCCGCGGCGUUGGAGAUGGCAAGAAGUGGAUGCUGCACCAUCACCACGUCGAGCACCACAGCAGUGCCUCCAGCGACGAGGAGGUACGGGACCUGUUCGGCUGUGGUCCGGUGGUGGCGGCCUUGGAGCCUGGGACUUGCCUGGAGGCCUCCCCCAGCCCAGUGCUCUGUAGCUCCAGCCCGCCUCGCAGCCUCAAGCCCCCACCCCCCAUUCGGCUCCAGUUCCAGGUGGUGCAGCCUGCUGCCAGGCCCAUUAUCUUGACCCACUUUGACCAGUCAGCGGUUCCCUAUACGAAGCACAGGCACACCUACGGGGGAGAAGUUGGGAGGCCGAGUCUGGACCUGGAGAAAAUGCAACAGAAAAUGCUCCUUAAAAAGAACUGUGGUGGGAAAACACGGACCAUAAAGAUUCGGACUCCAUUUUGUUUAUGCUUUCCUAGUAACAACUUACCCCACUCUCCCCUACUCCUGAAACUUCAACUCUGGGGGUGGGAGAGAGUAGGAGGAGGUGGAGAGAGCUCUUUCCCAGGGAUGUAGCCGCCAAGAGCAGUAUCUGGUUUCAACCCCCGAAGAGGAGGUGGAAGAGAGAAGGGGGGAUUGUGAGUGGAAGAGCAAGUUCGAGACAGAGGGAUGCAGAGCUGGAUGAAAGACUCCUGUUAUGAGGCGUGAGACUGGCAUCACCUCAAUGUGUCCAUUAAAAGUUAGCGUUAUCGUGCUAGCUGGCAAUAUUAGUGUGCUUUGAUCCAACCUCAGGUCAGGAUACGGGAGUGAAGAGGAGACAUAAAUGACAUCUUAUUAGAGCUGCUGGUCAGAAAAACUUACCCCAAGGUAUUGCAGAGCUUUAUUUAACUUUUUAAUGCACUUUACACUUGUGGAAUUCAGCACAUUACAGUAACAGCAUGCACAGUAUAUUGAGGUGAUGGAGAAGGCAGAGAAAUAUGAUACUGAAGGGAUGUGGGGUGGAGAAACAGGUUCAGGUUGAGGGAGAGAUAAAAAAAAGAGAGGAAGGAUGAUGAUAGAAUGAAUCGCACAAACCCCAGACUUUCUCAUUCUCCUCUGUUUGCCCUCUAUCCACGGAGGCCAGUUCCUGAUUACAGUGUGUGGGGCCUUGUGAUACUGUAGGUCAAUCUUUCACCCUAGAACUUCCACUACCCCCCUGAGUAGGCCGGAGAAAGUGCUGCCUCACUGCCAAAUGACACAAAGCCAUUUCCUGUCGAGGGGAAAACGACUGGGGCUAAUUUUAGACAGACCCUGCAAUCCUUCACAACAGAGAAGAGUGAGAGUCCUGCCCAGGGCUCUGUACAGUAUGCAGUGGAACAGUGUUAUCUCACUAGCCCUGUUAUGAAUAUAAAGUCUCAUUGAAAAUGUAGAAAUGAAAUAUCAUACUCUUCCAUUCAGUUCUCUUCCUGCGUGUCUGUGGUUUUGGUUACAUUUGUCAUUCACUUGCAGAAAUAUCAGAUAUACUUAACAGGAAUGGUUCAGUUCUUGGCGUCACUAUUCAAGUCACUAAAGUAAUUGUUCUAAGCUCAGUUGAAGCAGAAUUUGAGUUGAGUUUCAAUUAUUGCUUUAUGUACCCUAUCUGCAGUUAUUCUGGUUGCAAUGGAAUGAUUACCAAAGUCAUUCUGGGGUAACUCGGUGUAAAUUGUUGCCUUAGUUUCUACUCCAUCCAGCCUAGUUGAAUGAAAGGGCUCCAUCCCAUAAAUAGUUCUCUUCUGCCUACUGUGAAUCUUGGCACCAGCUAGUAUCACAUUAGCCUCGAACUCUGACCUAGCUGGGUGGCUGACCAGUAUAUUACCACUAACUAAUGCCUAGAGAAGCAAGGUAAGCCCUGCUCUUUCCAUCUACCCAGAUUCAUAGAGGAUAGAAAAAAAACAGAUUAGCCAAAACACUAACUAUUCCUUCCUUUGGUUAACCAUACUCUCUCUUUUUCUGUCCACAGAACUUGACUGGCACUCGCCCUCUACCCAGGUAUGCCUACGAUCCCUCCAUUUUUGCCUUCCGGUCCCUCAGCACGGUCCCUCCUUGCGGUCC